AUGACCGGUGACCAAGAGACUCGCCCGGCUUGGUCCCGGGCUCUUCUCAAGGUGACGGAUGAGCUGGGUCUUGCUUCUGUGUGGCAGUCAUCGCGGGAUGUGAAGCUGCUCUGUCUACAGCGCUUCGUCCGCCUCUUCGCCUACGGUGGAUCGACCUUGAUUCUAGUAUCGUACCUAUCCGCUCUGAAUAUCUCGGAAGACCGCGUCGGUCUCUUUAUGACUCUUACCCUAGCAGGAGAUGUGGUCAUCAGCUUCUUUCUCACCCUCUAUGCGGAUAAAAUGGGAAGGAAGACUGUUUUGGCUCUUGGUUCGGCGUUGAUGGCGUCCAGCGGUGUUAUCUUCGCCUUGUUCUCGGAUUACUGGAUUCUGCUGGCCGCUGCCGUUUUUGGCGUCAUUAGUCCGAGCGGAAAUGAAAUUGGUCCGUUCCGCGCUGUGGAGGAGUCUACGCUCGCUCAUUUGACACCGCAUGAGAUCCUCAGUGACAUCUUCGCGUGGUACUCUUUGAUCGGAACCGCAGGAACCGCUUUAGGGAUGAUUACCAGUGGAUGGAUCAUCAACUGGCUCCAGGCAUCUAAAGAGUGGGAUUUCAUCUCGGCUGCUCGAGCCAUUUUCUAUAUCUAUGCCAUCAUCGGAGGCAUCAAGUUCAUCCUCUCGCUUGCAUUGACUUCCAAAGUUGAGGCUGAGAAGAAGAACAAGAAGCCUCAGAGACCGCAAACCCAGCAGCAGACACCUAAUGAGACCGAGCCAUUACUGGGUGAAGCUGCCGACGAGGCACCCGCCCAGCCACAGAGAAAGAUGCCGUUCCUGGCAUCUCUCGAUAAGCAACUUGCCUCUCUUUUCGUUCAGCUCGCUGUUCUAUUUGCCUUGGAUGCGUUUGCGUCCGGUCUGGCACCACUGUCAUGGGUCACCUACUUCUUCAAGAAGAAGUUCGACAUUCCCGAAGGAAAGCUGGGUUCGAUCUUCUUCACUACAAGCAUCAUUUCUGCGGCAUCUAUGUUGGUCGCUUCCUCCAUCGCAAAGCGGAUUGGCAAUGUCAAGACCAUGGCUUUCACACAUCUUCCAUCCGCAGUGUGUCUGGCUAUGAUCCCGAUUCCAUCCUCACUGCCGCUUGCCUUGAUGUUUCUCAUCCUGCGUUCGUGUACCCAAAGCAUGGACGUCGCACCACGGUCCGCCUUCCUGGCCAGCGUUCUCCCGUCGGACAAGCGUACGGCCAUUAUGGGUGCGAUCAACGUUGUCAAGACCUGCGCCCAAAGUCUUGGUCCGUUCCUUACCGGUAUCCUCGCUAGCGUGAACCUCUUUUGGGUCUCUUUUGUCCUGGCGGGAUCGUUGAAAGCCAUCUAUGAUGUUGGCAUCUUGAUCAGCUUUGCGGAGCACGAGAUGAAGCGGAGGAAGUCUCUGCAGCAACGGACGGAGACUGAACGCGAUGGAGAGGGAGAUGCAGCAUAA
Paecilomyces variotii is the source of this 1446-nucleotide messenger RNA. RefSeq names its product major facilitator superfamily domain-containing protein. The record is from RefSeq and is a predicted model, not a curated record. Bases 1 to 1446 code for a protein of 481 amino acids. Gene Ontology annotation, molecular function: transmembrane transporter activity. The transcript is spliced from 4 exons. Gene Ontology annotation, cellular component: fungal-type vacuole membrane. Gene Ontology annotation, biological process: transmembrane transport. NCBI's taxonomy places the organism in Eukaryota, Fungi, Ascomycota, Eurotiomycetes, Eurotiales, Thermoascaceae.